CCGUCCUCACCGUUUGUGGCAAUUUCACAACCCAGCAAACAAUAGCCGCAUCGGAAUUGUGACGGAAAACGGCGGAAAUCUCCAAGCAGCGCGCCAUCGAACCAGUUGCCGCAGCUGAGUGUGUGUAUCGUUCGCCACCGGGCGCGGUGGUAAACGGCGGAAGGCCGUGCGGUGUGGUGGCAGCAGCAGCAGCAGCCUCGUUGUUUAUCGCUCGCCUCGGGUACCUGCAGCCAAAGUGGAUCAAUCCGUCGGUGAUACGGUCGCUGAAGUGCCCCCGGGUGGACACGGUGCUGUUGUUGCCAGGUGUUAUUGCGCGCGGGUCGUCGUACUGAGUGAGGAGGUAGGAGGUGUUCGAGGAUCGAUUCCUGCCUUCCGUCGACGUCGCCGACGUCGUCCACUUGGGAGCGACAGGUGACCGAAGGUUGUGUCGUUGUAAGGUCCCGCCCCAGUGCAGCCGAUUGACGAAUCACUGGCUGGCAAGUUGGCGAGGCGAAGGUAGCGAAGAUGUCGGACUCAUUCUUUGGCUUUGACGCGGCUCUACCCGGGGAAGAUGACGACGGUGGAGGUGGUAGGGCCGGUCGCAAUCGUGGAGUGCUCGGUGGAGGUGCCGGCAGUGGAGGCCGUGGUUCCGACUCGGAGGAGGAGUAUGAUGCACUCAACGACGAAACGUUCGGGCAGGCACGGGAGGACGAUUGGGAGAAUUUGCACGAGGAUCUCGUGCGAAUGGACCAGCGCGAAGGAGGGGACGGUGAUUCCGGGGCAGAUUCCGACCUGGACAUCAACUUUUCGUCGGUCGGGAUCGACAACUUCGAGCUGGACAAUGAUACGGAACCGGAGGCCCGGCUGCAGCUCGACCCGAGCGUGUGGACGAUGCCCAGCAAACCGGAAACACCACGCCACACUGUACCCCCGGUCUCUGUUCCAUUGCAAUCAUCGGUCAUCGGAUCAUCAACCCCUGUGCCGGCAGGAUCAGCAGCUGGUGACCGCUUCGGAGCACCCUUGGGACGGUAUCCUUUGCCAAAUCCGAGCCAGAUUCGUAUCUGCUCGUUGGAGGAAAUCGAGCAAAACAUGAUCAAACAGCAGCAAGAGCAGAUGCGACGAGGAAUGACACCACUGCCUCGUCCACCGCCCGGCUUCGCGCCUCCAAGCUCCAGCCAGUCGCAACCGAUGCCCCCGGGACCCAAUCCGAUGCUUCAUCGUCCCGUUCCUGUCCCGUUGGCCUUUGCCUCACCCGCCCUACUCGGUGGAGCAGGAGGGGUUCAAUCGCCCCUCGGGUUUCCCCCGACGAACAUGCCACCACCACCCCCGGUAGCUGGACAGCAGCAACAGCAGCAGGGAGGAGUUGGCGGCGGUGGGCCGUUUCCCUUUCCGAUAACCUUCCAGCCACCUCCGCCGAACAAUAGUAACAACAGCACUAAUAACAAUAACAACAACAACAACAAUGCCAGCUUCAGCCAGCGUCUGGUGGAGGAGAUCCAGCAGAAUCAUCCCAUGUUGCCGCACUAUCGUCAGCCGCCGCCCACCGGAGGUCUGGGGCAACCUCCGCUGCCGCUGGGUGUGCCACCGGGUGCCCCGGGCCCCGGUCCGGUGCUUCCCCCGAUGCCACCGCCCCACGGAAACUUUAAGCACCAUCCGUUUAUGACGCCGCCGCCGCCGCACCACCAUCCUCAUCCUCCGUUUCCGGCGCCCAACUGGAAUGGUCCACCGCAUCACCACAACAAUAUGGCGCACCAUCAUCACCAUGGCCACCAUAAUCACCCGGGGCAUCAUCAUUUCCCCCAGCAGCAGAUGCAGCACCAUCAUCCCGGUGGUGGCCACCAUCCUCACCAUAUGCAGCAACAGCACCACCAACAUCACGGCGGCAACAUGCAGCAGCAGCAACAGCAACAGCAACAGCAGCAGCAGCAGGGCCGCGGCGAUCGACUGCAAAAUGGAAAGCUGAACCGUCACUUCGAGUACGACGAGUACGCGAACAUGAUGAGCGACCGCGCGAAACACUGGCUGCUCGGCAUCCAGCUGUCGCAGCUGAACAAGGAGACGGCGUACUACAACGACUACUACUUCUGCGUGUUCCGCGACCGCAAGGAGCGCGAGCGUGGUGCGGAGCGAGAAAGCAAAGCGCAUAAGGACAACACGUUCUACCAUCCGUUCUCGCAGCAGAUGCUGCACCGGAACGGGCUGAUCCGCGAGCGGCGCAAUUCGGACAACUCGUCCUCGGCGAAGGACAACAUCAAAGAGAUUCAGCCGCGUCGCUACAAGCCGGUACAGUUCGAGAACUCGCUCGGCAAGCUGCAGUGCGGCAGUGUGAUUGCGCCGAGAAAAAUCAUCGAUCAGGAUGUCGUGGUCGAUCGUUCGGUGGCGGAGGGCGGAGCGGCAGGCGGUGCGAGUGCCGGUGGAAGUGGCUCCGGAAGCGGCAACAACAGCUCCUCCGACACGGCCGCCAAUCAGCGCCGCUCGCGCCAGGUGCUGCUGCAUGUGGAGAACCUCUACCGCUUGGUGCUGCGCCUCGAGGACAUGUCGAACCCGCUGGCCAUCGAAGCGAAGCAGCAGAUGAAGGAAAAGCGCGCCAAAGAGCGACUGCUCGCUCAGCAGGAAAAUCGGGCCACCGACGAGCAGAACAAUGUUGCCGGUGGCGGUGGCGGCGGCGGUCCGUCGAAGCAGCAGCAUGCCGCGGCUGGUAACGUGUCGGAGGUCGAGCAGGACACGAUCGAGAAUCUGCUCGAGCGAAUACUGCCCGGCUUGAAUGCGGAGGGCAUACUGCGUCUCCUUUCGGUUCGCAAGGGCAAGCUGCUGCUGAAGCGCAUCCAGAAGGCACUCAGCGGCCAUCCGGCCCGGUGGACGGUCUGGUGUACGAUCCUCGCGACGCUCGUCGCACUGCCGAAGCGCGAUCGGGAGGACGCCGAGGAUCAGCUGAGUCCGCUCUUUGCCCAGCUCGAGCUGCACGUGAAGUACGCGAGUGCGGCGGAACUGCUGCCACUGUUCGAGACGCUGCUCAACACGGACCUGCUGCUCGGGCUCGUGCUGAAGUGCAAGUUUCUGCUGCUCACCGUGCUGACGCUGAUCGCACAGAUGGAACAACUGAUGACGACCGGUGGCCUUGGUGGUGGUGGCGGCGCAGGUGUGGAGUCGAUUAACGGCAACGGAGUCGAGGGAAACGACAACAGUCCGCAGGAAGUGAUCCUGGCCCGCUGGAUGACACUUCUGCGAGAGGUGGUGCGCGUCCUAGACACGGCGGCACCUGCCACCGGGGCAAAGGCGCAGAAGGUGCUGCUCAAGCUGGACUCAUCGUGCGGCAUCGUGAAGCAACUGCGCGCGCAUCUAAGACGCCACCAGGAGCUCGAUCUGGAGCGUAAGCUUGGUGCACUCGUUGCGAUCAUCGAAAGCUCACCGGCUCCGUCGGCCAAGUCGACACCGGCGACCGAACUGCCAGAGUCCGGUGGCAACAAGUAAUGGAGCGUGCAAGCAAAAGAGAUCAACGAUCGACGGAAGAAAACUCACGACGACAGGUCGCGCAACCAUUGGACAGGAAGCUUUCGAUUCGCCAUCGAGGUGACCUCUGCUUGUUAGGUUUCUCUUAGUAGCUCAUCAUUUUUAUUUACAUUUAAUGUGCAUAUUUUUUUUUUCCUUUACGCUUCGGUUACUUAUCUUUGUUUCUUUUUUUCCGUUUUCUCUUUGCAAUCAUGUAUCGAAAGCAUCAAGCCUGGAACCGAUAUUUAACGAGGGGUAUGCGUGGGUGUACCAGGCAAAAAAAAACAUUAAAAAAACAGCAAUUGUAAUCAGUACUCAAAAACAGAAAAUAAUGUCGUGAUGAAAGGUGUAAAGAUUAUCCAAUUUUUAAUAAUAGUAUGUAUGCAGAACUUUGGAUAAUGGAAGUUUCUUCUCGUCGCGAAGAAAUGGCGUAAGGGAGUUCGCCCCCCGGAAGGAGGAAGAAAAAUUGUUAAUAGCACCUAAACUCUCUCAACCAGCGGACGGCAGUGUUAUGACGCUUAGCACGAUAGUUUAUCCUUGACGAUGUUUGAUUUUUAAAUGUAUCCCCCGUUGCAUCUAGAGUAGUUUUUAAAAAGUGAUGAAAAAAAAUCACUGCGCAGUGGUGUUUCUACUGGACUUUAUUUGUACUUUUUAACUUUGUCUUUGUUUUAUAUUUUUUCUAUUGUACUACCAUUAUGACCCUUAUUUGAAGUUUGGCCAGUCGGUCGAAAUUCGAUUGCUAGGCAGAUGUUUGGCUAGGAAGAACGUAACGCAAGGUCCGCAGAAUGUUGCGCAAAAUGACAGCGCAAAGGUCAAAACAUAACGAAGAACAAUAUAAAAGUGGACCGGUAAUUGAUUAUAACUAAUAAUGAACAUAAAUUAGGAGGUUGUUGAGCAAAAGGAGCUGGGAAGUUGAUAUCGUUUUCGAAAAGUUCGGCAAUCCCCUGCAUGCGGUUGCAACAACACACAGCGUAAAAUUAUAUCCAUAAGCUAAUAAAACAAAUGUAAGCACAUGUCA
This is a messenger RNA of Anopheles coustani, 4486 nucleotides long. RefSeq names its product protein PAT1 homolog 1-like. The transcript has 2 exons. The record is from RefSeq and is a predicted model, not a curated record. The coding region runs from base 505 to 3450 and encodes 981 amino acids. Gene Ontology annotation, cellular component: P-body. Gene Ontology annotation, molecular function: RNA binding. NCBI's taxonomy places the organism in Eukaryota, Metazoa, Arthropoda, Insecta, Diptera, Culicidae. Gene Ontology annotation, biological process: P-body assembly; deadenylation-dependent decapping of nuclear-transcribed mRNA.